GAAGAAGAAGAAGAAGAAGGACGGUGAGUCGCGCGGACGUAAAGAUGGCAGAGGAAGAAAGUCAGUUUGAGGAAUUUGAGCAAAUAGAUUUUUUAAGAAAUCGACACGUGCAAUUCUUUCAGAGAACGCUUCAGGUGUUACCCGAGAGAUACGCGUCUUUGGAGACAACCAGGUUGACCAUCAUAUUUUUUGCCCUGUCUGGUCUUGAUGUGUUGGAUGCUCUGGAUGUGAUUGAUAGGAAUUCGAUGAUAGAGUGGAUCUACUCCUUGCAAGUUCUUCCUGCUGAGGAUCAAUCCAACCUAUCUCGUUGUGGAUUUCGAGGAUCAUCACAUAUUGGAGUUCCGUACAGCACUAAGGGGCCAGGGGUUUUACAUCCAUAUGACAGCGGUCAUGUAGCAAUGACCUACACUGGGCUGUGCUCACUGCUAAUACUGGGAGAUGAUCUGAGCCGUGUCAACAAACAGGCCUGUUUGGCUGGUCUCAGAGCACUGCAGCUCGAGGAUGGCAGUUUCUUUGCAGUGCCAGAGGGGAGUGAAAAUGAUAUACGUUUUAUCUACUGCGCAGCCAGUAUCUGUUACAUGCUAGGUGACUGGUCAGGCAUGGACAAUCCAGAAGGCAUCGAGUACAUCAGAGCAAGUUUGUCAUACGACAACGGUUUUGGCCAGGGAGCUGGGCGGGAGUCACACGGUGGCUGGACUUACUGUGCCAUUGCCUCUCUAUGUCUAAUGGGUCGACUGGAGGAGGCCCUUAGUCAGCGGGAGCUGGACAGGAUCGGCCGCUGGUGUAUCAUGAGGCAGCAAAAUGGCUUCCACGGCCGCCCGAAUAAACCAGUGGACACAUGCUACUCAUUCUGGGUGGGAGCAACACUAGAGCUUUUAAAUGUUUUUCAGUACACCAACUUUGACAAGAACAGGAGCUUCAUUCUCUCCACACAGGACCGGUUGGUGGGGGGUUUUGCCAAGUGGCCGGACAGCCAUCCAGACCCUCUUCAUGCCUACUUAGGGUUGUGUGGUCUGUCUUUGAUUGGAGAGCCCAACCUGAGAAAGGUCCACCCAGCACUUAACAUCACCCAUAGAGCCUUUCAGCACCUCCAGCAGCUGCAGCAGACAUGGAGAGAAAAUGACAGCACCUGCAACAGACAGCGCUGACAGCGGGAUCGUCUGCAGCGCUGCCCCUGCACAGGUUUAGUAAUCAGGAACCUGUAAUGGUAGUCAGGUACGACUGGACAGCCUGUAAGAACAUAAUGAAGAGCGGAGAAAGAUGAGGAAUUAAGAAGGUUCUAAUAAACUACAGAGACACAGCAGUAACUUCACAGAAUGUUUCCCGGGUCAGAGUCAGAAAUUUCUUACCGGCUCCAUAAUACCAUUAUUCAGUUUGUUGGAACUUGGGCAAGUUUAGGAAACCUGUGACUUGUGAGUGACCGUUUCAGUGGGUUUAUAUUUGUGCAAACUGAGUGCCUACCCAUUUGUCAUUGCUGCCUAAUGUCCUUUUAUUUGCAAGGAAGCCAAAA
Thalassophryne amazonica is the source of this 1510-nucleotide messenger RNA. It is a transcript of the gene pggt1b, whose product is annotated as protein geranylgeranyltransferase type I, beta subunit. Gene Ontology annotation, cellular component: CAAX-protein geranylgeranyltransferase complex. Bases 45 to 1148 code for a protein of 367 amino acids. Gene Ontology annotation, molecular function: CAAX-protein geranylgeranyltransferase activity. Gene Ontology annotation, biological process: protein geranylgeranylation. The record is from RefSeq and is a predicted model, not a curated record. The transcript has 9 exons. NCBI's taxonomy places the organism in Eukaryota, Metazoa, Chordata, Actinopteri, Batrachoidiformes, Batrachoididae.